AUGCACCACUCAAUUAUUACCAUCCCUCAACAUGGAAAUGGGCGUCUAUAUAAGACAUCUAUUUGUAGACAUUAUGAAUACGGAAAUUGUUCUAUUGGCUCCAAAUGCUAGUUUGCUCAUGGUAUUGAUGAGUUAAGAAAUCCAGAUGAUCCAAUCCCAAAUCAUAUACCUACUCUCGAUAGCAAUAUAGUUAUCACAAACUACAAAACCGUGUUAUGUAAAUAUGAUUAAUAAGGGUUUUGUAAAAAUGGUACUGAUUGUCCAUAUGCUCAUGGAUAAAACGACAAAAAAUAGGCUCGAAUAGCUCCAUUGCAUCUUAGAAAAGCUUUGGAUAAUAAAGAAAACAAUGAUGAUAAAGAUGUUGAAUGGUUUUUAUCAGAAUUGAUUACUCGACUCAUUAAUGAUGUAUCGUAUCAAUCUGAUGAGUUAGCUUUGAGCUCUUUCAAAAAAAUUUAAUUAUUAAUCGAGGAAAAAAAUCAUAGAUCUGCAACUGAGGCACUUUGCCUAGUGCUCUCUUCUAAUCAAAGAUCAAAAUAAUAACAGAUGGCAUAUGAAUAAAUUUAUAAUAGCUUGGUUCAAUGA
Molecule: messenger RNA, 582 nt
Organism: Paramecium tetraurelia
Lineage: Eukaryota; Ciliophora; Oligohymenophorea; Peniculida; Parameciidae
Exons: 4
Molecular function (GO): metal ion binding; mRNA binding
Source: RefSeq, a predicted model, not a curated record